Poecilia latipinna (sailfin molly) is the source of this 806-nucleotide messenger RNA. It is a transcript of the gene acyp2, whose product is annotated as acylphosphatase 2, muscle type. The transcript has 5 exons. Bases 320 to 619 code for a protein of 99 amino acids. Lineage: Eukaryota; Metazoa; Chordata; Actinopteri; Cyprinodontiformes; Poeciliidae. The record is from RefSeq and is a predicted model, not a curated record. Gene Ontology annotation, molecular function: acylphosphatase activity.
CAUUUGGCCAAUCAGCAUCGCUGAAUAAAAUAUCUUUGGGGCUUGCCAUACUAGAUGCCGGAAGGUUGCCAUGGUGAUAAGUUUAAUGGCGGCGGCAGGGGAGGGAGAGCUUAAACCGAAUUCUCCAUCCUGAAUGAGAAGCGGAGGAUUUUCCAGAUGUUCGCUGAUCGAGUCUCCAGUCUGAACUCCUUCCAGGUCGGAACCACAGACCAGCAGCGGCUCUGAGCUGUUCCUUUAAGAGCCGAGGAGGAGAACCGGACCGGGUCGGUACCAGACGGUGCAGCUGUCCCCCUCUGUUCCGGGUCGUCUCGUCUCCAGGAUGUCUGCGGGAAGCGGUCUGGAGUCGGUGGACUUUGAGAUCUUCGGCCAUGUUCAGGGUGUCUGCUUCAGAAUGUACACAGAGAAGGAGGGUCUGCGGCUGGGCCUGGUGGGCUGGGUGAAGAACACGGCCGCUGGGACGGUGGUGGGACAGGCGCAGGGACCGGCCGCCAUGUUGGAGGAGAUGAAGUUCUGGCUCAGUAAGGAAGGAAGCCCGACCAGCCGGAUCACCAGGGCCCGGUUCACCAACCAGAAACCCAUCGACAAGCUGGAGUUCUCCGGGUUCAAGACCCGCUUCUGACCCGGUGGACUGGUUCUCCUCCUGCCUCUGGCAGAACUGGGAACGUUGAACCGACUCCAGCUGAGAUCGGGUGGUUCUGAUCCACUUCUGACCUGGUUUCUGUUUCUACCCAGAAAAAAAGUCAAAUAUCUGAGAGAAACCUGGAGCCGUUUUAACCGUCUGACAUUAAACUCCAUCAUUAACUAAA